Cloeon dipterum is the source of this 820-nucleotide messenger RNA. RefSeq lists its product as uncharacterized. The coding region runs from base 6 to 761 and encodes 251 amino acids. The record is from RefSeq and is a predicted model, not a curated record. The transcript has 3 exons. NCBI's taxonomy places the organism in Eukaryota, Metazoa, Arthropoda, Insecta, Ephemeroptera, Baetidae.
AAAGAAUGACUCCUGUAGUUCAUCAAAUUUGGGCCAGGAAAAUUGAAUUGGACAUUUCUCAGAGUCUGAAUGAUGAUCAGUUGAUUGAAGUCCAGUACAAAGAGGAGCACACUGCGAAGUGGAAGACAAAUUCUUACCAAAAAUCUAUGGGAGGAAGGCUAAUUUUAAAUUUUCUCAAGCCAAAGACGUUGUAUGCGAUCAGAUUUGUUCAGAAAACGUUUAAUCACACCUCAAUUAAGAGCAAGGAAAUUGAGGCGAGGACGAAACCCUGUCUCCCAAUCGAUGAAAAAACCUUGGAGAUGAAGUUCGAGGCGCCAUUCACCGCAGUGGCGAGGGUGAAGGCAGACCUGGACGAGAAGGAGAAUCUGUGCCGUUUGGCGAAGAUCCAGGUGAUAUCUGACAAGCUGAUGCUGCUGGACACCAGGGUGUACGACUCUGAGCUCAGGUGGGACCUGUCUCCGUGCCACAUUGGCAGCCAGUAUCUCUUCAGGCUCGAGGACGAGCAAGGAAACGUCGUGCAGACCAAUGGAACGUGCGCCGAAGGCGUCGAGGUUGUGGCGAAUAAACCCUCAGAUAUCACGGAUUCUCAGCAAAUUUUUGAAAUGGUGUUCACGGGAACCGUGCUGUUGCUGAUGCUUUCGAUUAUUUGCUUCUACGGAACAUGCAUCUGUUGCGAGAAGAGACGCAGGGCCCGACAAUUGGCUGAAGAGGAACGGCAGGAAAUACAGAGACGUUACAUGAGUCAAGUUUAUGUUUACUGAUCCUUUUGCGACACUUUAAUUUCGAAAAGACAAUGAGUGAGGCUUAUCAUUUUUAUGUG